AUGUCGUUGCCGCGACCAGGACCAGCAGGAUACCCACAGCAAGCUCCCUGGCUGGCGCAGCCAGGACAUCGGAAUGGGGUGGCGGGAGGUGCAAGAGGUGAACACCAGGUCUACGACCACAAGUACAUCUUGGCAGAGGCGCAAAGGAAGAAACAGGAAGUCGACGGGGGACUGGCCAAGCAGCUAGCCCACAUCGACCUCAAGUACCAAGAAGAACGAGGCAACAUCCUGAAGCAGGCUGAGAGCCAUGCUCAGCUGGCAGAAAAGGAGGUGGCAGCGCAGGCAAAGGAACGCCACGCUCAGCUGCAGCGCCAAGAGGACAUUCAGGCUCAUGCGAUCGGGCACGAGGCAGACGCAGAGAAGGCUCGACUUGGACACGCGGCUGCCACGGCCAUCGCCGCCCACAUGGAGCAGCAAAAGGCUAGAGUGCACCAGGAAGCUCUUCGAGAAGCAGAAGACAUGUGGAGGGAAUCUCAGCGAGCUCUGCUGGAGAAGGCUCACAAGGCAAAGAUCGAGAUCGAGCUCACAGCCAAGAGGCGCACAGCGGACAUAGAGGAGCAGGUUCGGGAAGCUUUGUCGGUUGCUCAGACAUCAAUUGCCAAGCCUGUCGUGUCCAUGUGGCGGCCAAGUUCCUGUUCACAUGAGGACACAGGCUGCUGGGCCAAAGUCAGCGUCAGCCAGACCUGUGAACAUGCGCUGCCAAAGUGCAGACUGCAGAAGUCGUUGGACACGUGGGACAUUGAGUGCAAACAAGUGGGACCACCGCUGUCCGCAGAGCGCAAACGGUUUUCUCACUGCCUGGAGCCCGACGCUGGAAGUAGCAAUAGUGCAGUGCCCGAGGAGUUUCUUUUCAAUGUACUGCGUGAGAGUUUCUUUCGAAGGUCCGCUCCGGACUUGUCAGUGGAAGCCUUGGCUAAAGAAGAGGGCUGGUCGGCUCGGUUGGAGCUGAAGCCAUCCUUUUCCCGCCAGAUCGACACGCUGAAGCUGCAGCAGCAAGUCUACGGAGGAUCGGCGAGCGGCCUUGGAACAAGUCCGCAACCGCAUUUCCGCUCCCUCGCUGCUCCUGCGAUCGAGGCUGCUUUGGUCGCGAAGCGCUUGCUUGAAAAGCAGGGUCUGGGUGGACUCUACAAGGGCCUGCUAGGGCGCUUGAUUCAGACCAUUACCUCCAAUGUUGGAUUCUUUGUCUGGCAAACGGUCUUCGUCCAGCUCAGUCUGCGCCAGCUUCAAGUGCACGAACCGGGCUGCCAAAAGUUAGGAACAAUUGCCGCGCUGGUCGUCAACAUGCUGGCACAACAGUUCAACCGCAUCCUCACGACGCCGUUUGAUGUCGUUGCCAAUGUUAAUCAGGCAGAUCCAGCAUCCAGAGGCUUCUUCAGCACCUUCCUCCGGCUGGCUCGUACCGGCGGAGUUCAGGAGCUUUGGCGAGGGCUUCCCGUCGCGCUUUUGCUCUCUCUGAACCCUGCUCUGAUGUUUACCUUGGUCGGUAAGCUUUCGGAUCUCAUCAAGGUUUUGCGAGGUCACGGGACUUCCUCCCACUUGAGCUCAACAGACAUGUUUUGGAUUUCUGGAGUGUCGAAAGCUGUGGCCACACUUCUGACCUACCCACUGAUCCGGGCGAAGGCCGUCAUUCAGACAACGGGUGGAAAUCACUUGGGCUUGUGGGGGAUGCUCGCCCAGAUAGUAGGACAAAGCGGAUGGCUUGGUCUUUAUCAAGGUGUCUGGAUCAUGAGCUACAAGACAGUUCUCUUCAACUCCUUGAUGAUG
This is a messenger RNA of Symbiodinium necroappetens, 1764 nucleotides long. Lineage: Eukaryota; Dinophyceae; Suessiales; Symbiodiniaceae. The record is from the annotation of a GenBank genome assembly.